Molecule: messenger RNA, 237 nt
Organism: Sphaeroforma arctica JP610
Lineage: Eukaryota; Ichthyosporea; Ichthyophonida
Exons: 3
Coding region: 1-237 (78 amino acids)
Biological process (GO): macroautophagy; intra-Golgi vesicle-mediated transport; vesicle fusion with Golgi apparatus
Cellular component (GO): late endosome membrane; SNARE complex; endoplasmic reticulum membrane
Molecular function (GO): SNARE binding; SNAP receptor activity
Source: RefSeq, a predicted model, not a curated record
AUGGCACGCGAAACUGAAGACUACGGCGGUGCAGUACUCGGUGAACUGCACGACCAGCGAGAGACCAUCCUACGCGUGGGAGAUGUGCUUGACGAUACGAGCUCGAAUCUCUACAGAAGUGAUAGGACGCUGCGAGGCAUGCUGAGGAGGGCGUGGGUGAACCAUAUGAUGUACUACAUCAUCAUUGCUGUGAUACUCCUCAUCGUCUUCAUCAUAUUAUAUCUGAAGCUAAGCUAG